AUGUUUUUGGUUGCCGAGCACCUGAAGUCAGUUGAUUACAAGGAGUGGGGUGGCUCUUACCAGGAGUUGGCCAUAUUAUCUGACAGUGUUGGUGAGUGGCAGCACAAUGUCAGUCAUAUCUCAAGACAUGAAGGAAACUUCACUGAUUCACCAGCUAACAAGACAUUAAUACCGCCAGCAGAGGCCUUUGACCCAUUGGGAGGACAUACUAUCUGGCAGGUCAUCAUAAUUGUCUUCCUCACUGGAUCACUUUCUCUUGUCACUGUUGUUGGCAACAUCCUAGUGUUGGUGUCAUUCAAGAUCAAUAAGGCACUGAAGACAGUGAACAACUACUACCUCCUUAGCCUGGCAUUUGCUGACCUGACCAUUGGGACGCUGUCAAUGAACCUGUAUACUACCUACAUCAUCAUGGACCAGUGGGCUCUGGGGCCAGUGGUUUGUGACUUGUGGCUUGCAAUUGACUAUGUGGCCAGUAACGCUUCAGUUAUGAACCUGCUCGUUAUCAGCUUUGACAGGUAUUUCUCUGUGACCAGACCUUUGACCUACCGAGCUAAACGUACGACCAAGCGGGCCAUGACCAUGAUUGGAUUAGCCUGGUCCAUCUCUUUCAUUCUGUGGGCCCCAGCUAUCCUAUUCUGGCAGUACAUUGUGGGUGAGCGGACAGUCCAGCCUAACGAGUGCUACAUCCAGUUCCUGUCUGAGCCCAUCAUUACAUUCUGCACUGCUAUCGCUGCAUUCUACUUGCCAGUGACUAUUAUGGCAUUCCUGUUUUGGAAGAUCUAUCAGGAGACAGAGAAGCGAGCUAAAGAUGUACAAGGUCUCAAGGGAUCUGGGUCAAGCAACAGGCCAAGCCAGGCUCAGAAUGAAGGGAGUGGCAGUGGGAGAACUGGUGGAGAAGGUAGAGCCAACAACCAGAAGACUUCAUCAGCCAUGCUGCGCCAGAUCAGCUCCCAAAGCUGCAGCAGCUAUGAACUAAAUCAACUGGCUUCAGAGAUGAACAACAAGGACAAUGCCAGCAUACCAGGAAGAACAGGAUGCAGAGGGAGGUGUGGCACAUUCUGCUUUCAGUUUUCAUCACUGCUGCCAGGUUUCCAUGCAUCCAAGAGAUCCGUCAAUACCUUCACAUCUACAGUGGGUGAGACAGAGCAGAGCAGCUGUGAUAGUCUCAACAACAAUGAAGUUGGUGCCUCUGGGGAACAGUCAGGUGGUAAGAAAUCUGGGAAGGUGAAGAUGAACAUGAAGGAUAAACAGUUAUCGUCAUCUAAUAAAAGUCGAAAAGAGUCACAAUCAAGCCCUAUCAGCUCAUUGCCUAGUGACCAAUCACCUGCAGCCAUCACAAUGAAAGAUGCAGCUAUGGCCAAACGCUUUGCUUCUAAAGCCAAGACAGAGAUAAAUAAGCGCAAGAAUGAAAAAAAGGCAAAUGAGAAGAAAGCAGCACGGACACUCAGUGCUAUCCUGUUUGCCUUCAUUACAACAUGGUUGCCAUAUAACAUCAUGGUGUUAGUCAACACUUUCUGUCAGGAUUGUAUCCCUGAAACUCUUUGGGCACUGGGCUACUGGUUGUGUUAUGUAAACAGCACAGUCAACCCCAUGUGCUAUGCUCUCUGUAACAAAACCUUCCGUACAACUUUCAGGGAUAUUUUGAUGUGCCAGUGGAAUCAAAAGAAAAACAAGCCUCAUUUUCAUCAAAGGAAGGCUGUGGCUUUCCAGAAGAAAGACCCAAUGUAG
Messenger RNA from Seriola dumerili (greater amberjack), 1728 nucleotides. RefSeq names its product muscarinic acetylcholine receptor M1-like. The transcript is spliced from 5 exons. The record is from RefSeq and is a predicted model, not a curated record. NCBI's taxonomy places the organism in Eukaryota, Metazoa, Chordata, Actinopteri, Carangiformes, Carangidae. Bases 1 to 1728 code for a protein of 575 amino acids. Gene Ontology annotation, molecular function: G protein-coupled acetylcholine receptor activity; G protein-coupled serotonin receptor activity. Gene Ontology annotation, biological process: chemical synaptic transmission; adenylate cyclase-inhibiting G protein-coupled acetylcholine receptor signaling pathway; regulation of vascular associated smooth muscle contraction. Gene Ontology annotation, cellular component: dendrite; plasma membrane; synapse.